Phycodurus eques (leafy seadragon) is the source of this 3909-nucleotide messenger RNA. It is a transcript of the gene pdgfd, whose product is annotated as platelet derived growth factor d. Gene Ontology annotation, biological process: positive regulation of cell migration; positive regulation of cell population proliferation; platelet-derived growth factor receptor signaling pathway. Lineage: Eukaryota; Metazoa; Chordata; Actinopteri; Syngnathiformes; Syngnathidae. The record is from RefSeq and is a predicted model, not a curated record. The transcript has 7 exons. The coding region runs from base 409 to 1515 and encodes 368 amino acids. Gene Ontology annotation, molecular function: growth factor activity; platelet-derived growth factor receptor binding. Gene Ontology annotation, cellular component: membrane.
GUGAAAGUUGGCUCGAGUUUGACGCGCAGGUUGCGUGCAGACAAACGGACAGAAGCUGCAACGGCGCUGUAAACUAUGCGGGAGAUUUCCCCCCUGAGACUGGACUGAAUUCACUGCUUUGAGCGUGAUAAGACGUCCGGCGCCUUCGCUCGCAUGUGUGACCAUGACGGGAACUGGACUGUACUCCACCUGCUCUUAAUCCGUAUGCUUUGUGUGCGUCCAUCAUCCGACGAGCCUGAAAACGUUUUCGGACCAGGACGUCCAUGUGCGUUCGCGCGCGCGCGCCACUGAGCAACAAGUGGAUGGAAACUUUCCUUGCAUGUCCUUUCAGCAAGUAGUUCUCGGUGACUGCAAAGUGUGGAGAUUCAGGCAGUUCAUCGUCUUUUUUCCCUGAGUUUAUUUGUCGGCAUGAGUGGACCAGUAGUUUUCCACACGUGCGUGGUGCUUUUAGUUUUGGUGAGCGCAGGAGCAGUGGUGAGCGCUCAGGUCUCCAUGGUCAAAGUCAUAAGGGGCAACAUCAGGAGAGAUGACUUGUACCGAAAAGGGGACAACAUCACCGUUACAUCGCUGGGCGGAGUCAUCAAUAGCCCACGUUUCCCCAACUCAUACCCACGCAAUCUGCUGUUGACAUGGACACUGGUGUCGCCGCCGGGAAGCAGGAUACACUUGGAAUUUGAUGGUCACUUUGGCCUUGAGGAGGCAGAGAACAAUGUGUGCAGGUAUGACUUUGUUGAAGUGGAGGACCAAUCAGUGUCCAGCACAAUAAUUUGGGGUCGUUGGUGUGGCCAGAAAGCACCGCCGAGUCUCAACUCCAAAUCCAACAUCUUCAAAAUCACCUUUAAGUCUGAUGAUUACUUUGUAGCAAAGCCAGGAUUCAAAGUCUACUAUUCAUAUCUGCCUGAUACCCCUUUGCCGGCAUCCCAAACCAACUGGGAGGCUGUCACCAUGUCGGAUAGCAGUCCUUUUGGGCCGGCGGCAGUCACAGAGGUUCCUCUCUCAUUAGAUGACCUGGAUCGAACCAUUGCUGCCUUUGACACUGUGGAACAGCUUCUCAGAUCGUUGAACCCAGACACUUGGAAACAGGACCUGGACAGCAUCUACACGCAAACACACAUUCAUUAUAGAUCCCGGGCUUAUCAUCUGGGAAGCAGGCACAAUAAAGUUGACCUCAAUCGCCUCUACGAUGAUGUCAAGCGGUACAGCUGCACCCCUCGGAACUACUCCGUAAACCUGCGUGAGGAGCUUAGGGCCACCAACGCCGUCUUCUUCCCCCGGUGCAUGCUGGUCAAGCGCUGUGGCGGCAACUGUGGCUGCGGCACUAAUAACUGGAACAACGGCUGCACCUGUCAGGCCUCCAAGACCACGCUCAAACUACACGAGGUGCUCAAGUACGCCCCGGAGACCACUCUGUUCCAGCGCCAUCGCAGGGCAAGGGUCCGGUGGGUCAUCGAUGAGAUUUUCCUUACACACCACGACAAGUGUGAAUGUGCCUGUCCCUCCCAGCCUCCUCGCUGAGAUACUGACACAAACGAUCUUGAACUGUUGGACACCUUCUGCCAUUUUGCCGCAAACCUUUUUUGCAACCAGCUAUGCAGUAAAUACAGCAGAGAAGAAAUGAUUUGACAGAUGAUGCACAACCUUUAACAUUACGUAACAAUAAGUACUCCAGAGGAAUAAACAUAAAACUUACAAUAAUGAACUAUGCGUGAAAUACAUUGCGUGAGUUAAGUGGCUCUCCAGAUGUCUUUUCAGCCACUGGGAAGGAAGGAAUGAGGAGAGGACGGGAGGCGGACUGUGAAUCCAAGAUGAUGGUCAUUUGUACCUAAAGACUAAAAAAGUAGUUAUUUAUAAAACUGCAUUCCCCACCCUUCUGAUUUUCCACAAAGCCCUUCUUUGUUUUGCACACAUUCCUGUCUGCAAGAAUUCCAGCAUCCCUUUGUCCUUUACUUCAUCUGUACCCUGUUCCCUCCCUUUUGUUUCCCCCUCAGUGUCUCUUCAAACAUCCACACACACAUAUCCUCUCAAAUCACUCACUACCAAACAGAGGAGAUGUCAGCACAGGCUACUGCACUCUGCCCAGUUUUCUGAGCAUUCCGGGCAUUCCAGUCACUAACCGGGAAUUCUGCUAACACGGAUAAAACCUUGCACCUCACACCCAAAAAAACAUCACAGAAGAGUGGGGGAGAGAGAGAGAGAGAGAGAGAGAAGAAAAUAAAUCAGUCAGACAGAACCCUGGCUGAUGUUUGCAAAUAUUUUUUCAUGACUUACACAAUCGUGUAUGGCCAACAGUGGGACACACCUCUGAUUCAAACAAUAUUUAUUAAAUAAUCCCACUGAUUCUGAAUUAUUUACCCUAUAAAGACAUUUUUGACAACUUUUUGAGGAAGACUCUUCUUUUCCAGCAUAACUGUGGCCCUAUGUACCAAGAAAUAUAAAUAACAGCAUGGAUGAAUGGGUUUGAUAUGGAAGAACCACUGUAAAGUCCUGACUUCAACCCCGUCAAAAACUAUUGGGGUAAACUAGAACAGAGCUUGUGAUUCGGGACAUCUCAGGUGACAACUUACCUCACAAAUGUUCGUCUGGAUAAUUGGACCAAAAGUUUGUCAGACACACUUUAAUAUCUACUCAGAAGCGUUGAAGACUGUUAAAGCUACCAAUGGUGAAAUUAUUUCAUAUUUUCUGCCAUUUUCCCCUUCAGCCAGUCUGCUCAUGUUUGCAUUUUCAAUUGUCAAGGAUCAGUUUCUUCACACACAACCUUUUAAUUAGCACUUUUAAGCACACUUUUAUGGGAAUUGGAUGAUAGGAUGAUAUUUGUGAGUGAGUGUAUGCGUAAAUGCAUGCGUGUGUGUGUGUGUGUGUGAGGAAGUGCUUCUUUUGUCUGCGGGAUCAGGACGGUUCCCGACAGUGUGGAAGCAGGCAGCCCGAACAACCUUGUGAAUAUUUGACAUGUGACAGUGUGUGAGACAGUGUACAAGUACAGUGGUGGUCUGUGUGUGCUGGCAUGUCACACAUACAUAUCCUAGAUGUGAGAUAUAACAACAGUCCUCUGUUGUCGCUCAGCCAUCACCUCUCAUCACACGCACUCCGCUUUUGUUCGGAAGAGAGAUAAAAAUAAUUGGAUGCUGAACUGACUCUUUAGCCAUCCGAUCUGAAAUGUUUGGGCGGCCUUUGUACCAUGCAAGGUUGGUGGAGCACAAUCAUUAUAAAGGCAACAACAAAUACCUGCAGGAACACUGAAGAAAUCACUAAUUUAAAAACAGAACAAAAUUUAUGCAUUUUCUACCACAGUGUAAUCUCCUGGAUGUGGCGGGCUGCUGCACCGACUUGACCGUAAUACACAUAUCACAUUGACACAGAUAAUCUCUUCCCGUUACUCAUUGUAGCAAAUAUGAAGGCCCAGCUGCUUCCAUACCUCUCUAUAUGUAGUGGUCAUUUGUUCUAGUUGCAGGCAAAGCUGUUGACAAGUAAAUGCUCUUGUCGGUUGGAAGCCAGAUGUUCAUCAGGUCAUCAACUUCAAUCAAUCAAUCCUCACAAUAUCCUAACAAUAUUUGUCUGUGUGUUUUGUGGAUUUCAGUGUGAAAGUGUUGUCAGCACAUUCCAGUGUUGCACACACCAAAGUGGCUUUCCAUAAAUAACAGAAUCCGACAAAACAACAUGGCAUUCAAAGCUAUGUGUGCCACAUUUUACAUCACUUAUACCACAUCAGCGCCACAUUCACGCUGAAUAUGAGAAAGUUAGUCUAGCUGUUUUUCCAUUUAUGAAUCGCACAACUAACGUCAGCUCUGUCAAUUCAGUGAAUGUUUGAGCAAGAAACAAGUGCUGCUUUUGCUGUCUUUGGAAUAUUCAUGACAAAACUGUAGGCUUUAAUUUAUUGUGUCUUUCUCAGUUGUUUUGUUUGGGGGGAAACAA